AUGGAUGAAUUCAAUCUGCAGCAAUUGUCAAUCAUUAUCGUCUUACGAAACUGUUCUGCGGAAUAUACCUCCCAAUUUCUUAAAAGAAUAAAGCAAAAUUACGGCCGUUUGCUUCAACUUAAAGUCUUAAAACUGAUCACGCCAGGAUUACAGCACAUCACAACUGGUCUUAAAAGUAAAUACUGGGAAUAUCUAACUUCAUAUAGCACCAACUACGUAAACAAAGCCAAAUCACUUGUCACAGAUAUGGCAUUCUUGUGGAAAUAUUCCCUCAAGGAAUCACAUUAUUUUAUCCAGUUCACGGAUCAUAUUAUUGUCGAAGGUAACAUAAUAUCCCGUCUUUUGGGGUACGUGAAAACAUUGACUGGUACGUGGCUUUGGGCUGACAACGUCAAAGGUAUUUUAAGUGCGAGGUUUUAUCAAACAAAAGCUUUUCCUGCAAUGAUUGAAUAUAUUGAUCUACUUGGGAAUCAGAUGCCAGUCAAUUCAAUUCUCAACUUUUACAGACAGUUUAGAUUUUCACAUCAUGUAAACAAUAUUUCACCUCCUUUACCACUUCGUGAAAACUACUACUUCACUGCGGAUAAUCCUCCAGCAAAACUAACGACUUCACUUACUUAUGGAGGAGGAUAUAGUUUGCAGGAUAUUUACAACAUUAAAAGAGGAUAUUUUUGGGCGAUGAUACCGCAGAAAGGAGAUUAUAUCAUCAUCAAAUUAAAAGAUGCCGUAAUGAUAAAUAGAAUAUUGAUUGAGACUGGCUCUCAUCUGGAUGAAGAUAUUAUUCCAGGAGGAACGUUAUCAGUUGCCUUCCACCAAGAAGCUUUAUCGACUGCAAAUGCAGACUGCUAUUCUUCAAACUACACUAAACUGGCUGAUUUCACGGCUCCUACUGUCAAUUUAUAUUUGACAAAAACGAUUGUUAAAUGCAUCAAGGUAGUAAUUACACCAAUUCCUUUCAAGGAUUUACAGUUCUGGGUAAUAUUUAAAACAAUCGCAAUUUACACAUGAUAUGAACAAAGUUUAGGUGAACAUUGGAACUAAAAAUUUAGUUUGUUUCAUUUGGAAAGAAUGUUUAAAAUAUGUAUUAAAUCUUGAAAAAAUAGAGGCAGAUGCGCGGCCAGGAUGAAACAUAAUAAUAAAAUAGACGUUCUCUGACCAAAAAUAUAUAUUUAUUACAAGCUUUCGGCUACCAAUCUGUAGCCUUCAACGGGUAUGAGUGUAUGAAAUAUGAAACUAUAGUCUAUUAUUGUAUAUACAGAAAGAUUUGC
Paramuricea clavata is the source of this 1268-nucleotide messenger RNA. The record is from the annotation of a GenBank genome assembly. NCBI's taxonomy places the organism in Eukaryota, Metazoa, Cnidaria, Anthozoa, Malacalcyonacea, Plexauridae.